Molecule: messenger RNA, 1929 nt
Organism: Thlaspi arvense
Lineage: Eukaryota; Viridiplantae; Streptophyta; Magnoliopsida; Brassicales; Brassicaceae
Source: the annotation of a GenBank genome assembly
AUGAAUCCUCACAAAACCGAAGAAGAUCUGUUCCACCAUCAUGAUCUCGGCCCGACGGACACUAUCGUUCAGUCACAACCAUCUAUUCACCUCCACAAUCCCGAAGACGAUCCCGCGUUUUCCGUACCGGAAUUUGUCCUCUUCCGUUCCUCUACAUCCGGAGAAUCCCCGGGUCACUCCUCCGACGAACAAGACGAUGCGUCUCAUCCCCGUGCCGGAACCCCCAAAAUUGCUGCUUCGUCAAACCCUAGGGUUUCGAGUGAAGGAAGAUGUGAGACUUUUAUCAGCCCCGAUCCUCAUAUCUCAUCUCAGUUCUACACAUUCAACGCAGAUUCCCACUCUCUAAUGAUCCGCUGCCUCCGCGAGGGCCGUCUCGCUACGCCGGCGGAGAUCCGUAUCGUCACGCCAAGGUCCGUCCUCAACUCAUGGCGCUCCGUCUGGAAGGAUCGAAACGAGGACACGGCGUACCUCACGGCCUGGAAACGGAUCCAGGACAAGCUCACUGCACGCCUCGACCCAGCCUCCGGUAACGAAUUUCUCUGCUUUAAAAACAAUCCCCAGCAAUUCAUCUCCCACAUCAACCAGUGGCAAGAUAUAGUCAUGGGUUUCCACGGUGAUGGCGAUUUGAAGCACCUAGGGGCUAAAGAGACUGUGGAGAGGAUCAAGCAAGUCUGGACGGUGGGUGCUAAGCUGUAUGGAAUUCCCGAGAGCUUUAUUAGGGUUUGUGUAGCGGCAUGCGCUAUCUGCAAUGAUGUCUCUGCUUCUGGUUCGAGGAACAAACGGCGUCGAUUUGAGUAUACAGAGUCUUUUGAUGUGCCUGCCAAGGAUGUUCCCGAUAGGCUGCAGCAAUUGGCUGCUAAGCAUAAGGUUGUGCUCUGCAUUAGGCAGAAGUAUAUUAGGUACAAGCCAUUCAUGGCAGAGGUGAAAGAUUAUGCUUGUCACAGAGCUGGAGAGCCUGCCUCAAUUAAGAAGUCUAGGAUUUUGAAGAGGGAGUCUUAUCAAUCAAAGAGAUGCGGCUGUGGUUUUAGGAUUAGAGCUAUUGUGCCCAUUGCUAACUACAAUGAAAAGGACAAAACUUUUGUAUAUGAGGAAGAAGGAACGGCUGUUUUUAAGCUAUACGCUGUCCAUUCAGGUCAUGAGCCCGGGGCAAUGGAUGGAAAUGCGAGAAUUAUGCAUCGGAUUGUUGGUCAUAAGGGUUUUUUGAUGGACCAGGAUACAGUCUAUGGAGUGAGGGAAGAGUUAGAAAGUGAAGGGACUGGGUUGAUUGGGAAGGACGAUGGUGGAGAUAUGCAUUUUACUGUCUUGCAUCAGGUGCAGGAACUAAGGGGUGAACUUGGCACUCUAGAAGCAAAGAUUGGGAAGAUUCCACAAGAGAUGUUGGGUUCAGUGUCCAGAGAGUUGUUUGAGAUGCUCAACAAGAUGAGGAGUAUCGGUGAUGAGUGUGUUAAGGGAACAGCGGGCUUGCUUUCGGACAAGGCUCCCUCAGAUGAAAUACUUGUUGGAGAUAACGAUUUGGCACAUUGGAGUGGCCAUCACCAUGAGCAUUUAUAUGGAGAUGGAAAGGACGCAGAACUUAUUGAAGAUGAUGAGGACAGUUUCGGGAGGAGCCUUGAUGAUGUUGUUCCUUGGGAACAGAUAACUCCACCGUCAGGGUGUGGAAGUCCAAAGGAUCACCUGUCUGAGACCUGUAAGCCUGAGAAAUGGUUAAAGUGCAAUGACUUUGAUGAGAAGAGCAUUCUGAAUUGUGAAGAUUCUAAAUUAACAAAACCGAUGAGACACAACGAAGGUAUAGUAACAGAUGUAGGCUUAGUUGGUAUACAAGUCGAUAGCUUCUAUCAAGAAAACUCCAAAUGGUAUGAUUCUCCUUGUGGUUUGGAUUCAAACACGGACUGUGAAGACAAUGGAUUCAGACACGGGGAGAUUUUGUAG